CCGGCCCACAGCCAUCUUUACCGGGCGUAGACGUGCUCCCAUAAAACUCAAACCCAAUUCGCUUUGGAUAUCGCUAUUACAGCUUACAAGCUUUCAUCUUUGAGGUGCUUUCCGUAAUCACCCCAAUUAAUGUGCUUGCCAUUGAUCUCACCUGUCCGUUGAUCAGUUACUGCUUCACUUCACCAAUCAAGAGUUGGGCGAUCAAAUUUGCACCGACUUUUCUAGGUCAUGCAUCUACGAACUUAGUCUGGUGAUAUUGAGCUCACCAUCUAAUUUUUGUGUAAGGUAUCUCACUAAGUAGUAGAUUAGUCCUCACCAAAUCAGCACCUGCCAACAGCUUUGACCCAAACGAAUCCGGUUGUUCAUUUACUGCUCUUAUACUGCAUUACACAUUCUUUAUCAGUGUUGUGAACAAAAAGUGGGUGAAAUGUCCCUUGUCUACUCUUUGUCUACUGUAACUCCCGUUCCCCGUUGUCAUUUAAAAUCUGAAUUUCAGGCUAAACAUCAUAUGCAAAAUAAUUCCUCUUUGCUUUGGCGCCCUGAGUCUGCAUUUAUUCAGUAUAGAUACGAAAUUCCAAAUGGUAUUAGUACUAGUACUUGCUUUGGGAAGCCUUACAAUUCCUUUAGUGCCGUCUUAGCAACAAAGGCCGUGAAAGCUGAUAACGGUGAGGUAUCAUCAUUAUAUGAAGAGGAAACUACUAUUGAUUUGGAUUGGGGUGAUGAGGAAGAUGAGGGAUCUCCAUGGGAAGGGGCCAUUGUCUAUAAACGAAAUUCUUCAAUCUCUCACAUGGAAUACUGCACUACUUUAGAAAGACUUGGUUUAGGCAAGACUUCAUCGGAACUGUCAAGGUCUAGGGCGUCAGCCAUGGGAUUACGUGUGACUAAAGCUGUGAAGGAUUAUACAGAUGGAACACCUGUACUUAUCUCUGUUGAUGUUACCAGAAAGAAGCAUAAAUUAAGACUUGAUGGCAUCAUGAGAACAGUUCUCUCCCUUGCUUGCAACAGGUGCGGUGAACCAGCAGUUGAGAGUAUAUUCUCCAAUUUCUCACUACUGUUAACUGAGGAACCCGUGGAGGAGCCAGACGUCAUAAACAUGGGAUUUAUGUUUGGUGAAGAUAAAUUGAAGAGUUCCACUGGAACUGUUAACGAGGAAGAUGAUGAUGAUGCAUCGAUUGAUCUGGAGGACAGGCUUCAUUUCCCCCCAGAGGAAAAAGAAAUUGACAUUUCCAAGCACAUCCGAGACAUGAUACAUCUAGAGAUCACCAUGAACGCAGUAUGUGAUCCCAAAUGCAAAGGCAUGUGUUUUAAUUGUGGUACAAAUUUGAAUAUUGGUAUAUGCAGUUGUAGCAAACAGGAGACAAAUGAUGUGGGUUAUGGACCACUCGGUGAAUUAAGAAAGCAGAUGCAGCAAACAUGAUUAUCUUAUCAGCUAUAUAUAGCUCUUGUAUGAAGGAAUGCGGUUAGUACUAUGACUGCAUUCUCUCUUUGUACACCUGAAAAUCGGGGUUUGUCCCAAGAAAUGAGGAAAUAGUUUUGUUUGUGAAUACAUGCUUAGUUACGGCUGCAGUUAACAGGAUUCUGUUUAAUGAUACAUCAUGUCAACCUCAGGAGCUCGAUCUUUGCUGUUGGAAUAAUAUCUGUUACUAAUUUGAGUUUACAAUGAAAAUAUUCGGGAUCAAGCUGUGAAAAACAAUGGUUACUCAUAUCCUAUCCAUUUUCUCUCAGUUUAUUUGGACAUUGCAGGAAGCAAUGCUAUAACAACAGCAGGUCAGCAGCUAUACUUGAAGAAACUACAGUUAAAACCGGUGUGUACUCCCUUCCUCCCAAAAUUAUUGUGCGCUAGGUAGGGAUCGAACCCAAGACCUUCUGCUUAGAAACACAAUCUAUCCACCACUGAGCUACAGACACAAUUGAUGCCACUAGAGGACUAUAAUUAUGGGACGGAGGGAGUAUGAGAAAGCUCUGUCAGCCGCGGAAUCCAUAAGACAGGCAAGGACGCGGCUCUGAUGCAGCAGCCUCACCACAUUGAGCUCCAUUGGCAGCAUCCGUCCGUCAUUCCUGAUUCGAAAGUCAGUUAGGGGGAAAUUCUGAUAUCUGUCAGGCUUAAUUGGGCGCUCACCAGAAUAUUAUGCCAGGGUAAAUCUUGCGACAGGUGACAGUCUACAAAGUGGAGCGAUCACAAGUCCAUCAAGCUCACUUGCAUGCCAAAUCAGUGCUAGAAAAUGGAAAACGGAGCAAAUUUUGUUUGCAUCCUUUGGAGUCUUAUUAGUUUUUCUAUUCUUAUUUCUUUUUUAAUUUCGUUGUGUUCUUUAGUAGAUUAAUCCUAUAUUAAAUAAAAUAUAUACUUCCUCCGUUCCUUA
Molecule: messenger RNA, 2360 nt
Organism: Spinacia oleracea (spinach)
Lineage: Eukaryota; Viridiplantae; Streptophyta; Magnoliopsida; Caryophyllales; Amaranthaceae
Product: large ribosomal RNA subunit accumulation protein YCED homolog 1, chloroplastic
Exons: 5
Coding region: 428-1417 (329 amino acids)
Source: RefSeq, a predicted model, not a curated record